Molecule: messenger RNA, 1772 nt
Organism: Poecile atricapillus (Black-capped chickadee)
Lineage: Eukaryota; Metazoa; Chordata; Aves; Passeriformes; Paridae
Product: carbohydrate sulfotransferase 11
Exons: 3
Coding region: 26-1063 (345 amino acids)
Biological process (GO): proteoglycan biosynthetic process; carbohydrate biosynthetic process
Cellular component (GO): membrane
Molecular function (GO): sulfotransferase activity
Source: RefSeq, a predicted model, not a curated record
CCUCUCUGCGCCGCCGGACAACGCCAUGAAGCCGGCGGUGCUGGAAGUAAUGAGGAUGAACCGGGUGUGCAGGAUGGUCCUGGUCACUUCCGUGGGCUCCUUCAUCCUCGUCAUCUUCUAUUUCCAAAUAAUGCGUAGAAAUCCAUUUGGGAUGGACAUUUGCUGUCGGAAAGGAUCCAGAAGCCCACUCCAGGAACUGUAUAAUCCCACCCAGUUGUCCAACACAGCAAUUCUUCAUCAGAUCAGGCGAGAUCAAGUGACAGACACGUGCCGAGCAAACAGCGUGUCCAGCAGGAAGCGCCGUGUGCUGACACCCAACGAUCUCAAGCAUCUGGUUGUGGAUGAAGAUCAUGAAAUGAUCUAUUGCUAUGUUCCCAAAGUGGCCUGCACAAACUGGAAGAGAGUCAUGAUGGUUUUGACGGGAAGAGGCAAGUACAGCGAUCCGAUGGAAAUCCCGGCCAACGAAGCCCACGUGUCUUCAAACCUGAAGACCCUCAACCAGUACAGCAUCCCAGAGAUCAACCACCGCUUGAAAAACUACAUGAAGUUCCUCUUUGUUCGCGAGCCUUUUGAAAGACUGGUGUCAGCCUACAGGAACAAGUUCACCCAGAAGUACAACACUUCCUUCCACAAGCGAUACGGCACCAAAAUCGUGAGGCGCCAGAGGAAAAACGCAACACAGGAAGCUCUGCGGAAAGGUGAUGACGUGAAAUUUGAAGAGUUCGUGGCUUAUCUCAUCGACCCACACACCCAAAGAGAAGAGCCCUUCAACGAGCACUGGCAGACUGUGUACUCCCUCUGCCACCCUUGCCACAUCCACUACGACCUCAUAGGAAAGUACGAAACACUCGAAGAGGAUUCGAAUUACAUUCUCCAGCUGGCGGGAGUAGGCAACUACCUGAAAUUCCCCACCUAUGCAAAGUCUACGAGAACUACUGAUGAAAUGACCACAGAGUUCUUCCAGAACAUCAGCUCCUUGCACCAAACGCAGCUGUAUGAAGUCUACAAACUUGAUUUUUUAAUGUUUAAUUACUCAGUGCCAAGCUACCUGAAAUUGGAAUGAGGGAUGGGUUGGGGGGAAAGAGGGGAGAGAAAGCCUGUUUUAUUUAAGAUUUUUAUUUGUCAUAAUAAAUAUGGAGAAUGGGUUAUUUUGUAAAUUAAUAUUUUCUUUUUUUGAAUGAUGCUGCGAGCAGCACAGUCAAAAUUAUUUAAAUCAACUGUAAGAAAGGACAGCUCUCUUUGCAGGGUAACAGGAUUGUGACGAUCUAGCUGUAGAAAUUAAUAAUACUGCUACACUGUUUAAACAAAUGUUAAUUGUGUUCUGGUGAAUUUCAUUGAUCUUGCAUUCCUCCAGUUCUAAUUAAUGUUAUUUAUACUUAUUUAAAACAUUGUCUCUUGGUAGGUUUCACUUCAGCAGCAGAGAUAAGGUAACGUGGACAAAAGGAGUCUGGUUUUGUGCUUUCCUCGAUCGAGCUUGUUCUGGGUAAUAAUAUUCUUCCAUUAGCCAUUGAUGCGGGUAAAUACAUGAAUGGUUCUGGAUAACACACGCUUUGAGAAAAGUGGUGAAAGUGAGUUCUUUAGAAAGUGAUGUGGCACUCAAUACCAGUACAAAAUCUAUCUUUCUAGGCCCAAAAAGGAAAAGUAUCUCAGAUUUGGGUAGAUUCAUGAUAUCUAAAACCCAUGACUGAAAGAAAUGUGAAUGUGUUGCUUAGGAAGAGAAACCAUAAAUUUUUUUAAAGUCGUAAUGAGUUUAUGGAGAAUAUGACUAUUCU